AGAAGACGGAGGGGUAAGAGCUGCCUCCAUGAGGAGCUGCUUAAGUCUAAUGUCUCUCUCUCUUUCUUUGUACGAGGCUUGAACGACUUACAAAUUGAGCACUUAGCCGAUAAGUGUGACUCCCCGAGGCACUUCAAACAGGAGGAAUGUGGAUCCCCUGUAGGCAUCGGGCGAUGGCAAGCCGAGCACAGCUUGAAUCCUGGGGAGCCGGGCAUGAGCUCCGGCUCCGGUGCGGGAAAAGGUUCAGGCCUAUUUGGAGACUCUGCGGGAAGAGAGAGAAAAGCUGCUGGGAUUUAAAGUGAUUGGAGAGGGAAAAACCUGGGAAUAUCUGGUAGGUGCCCAGUGCUAUUAACCUGCAGAGACUUGCAGUGGGAGGUCUGUUGUGAAACAGACUCCUCUGUGGCCUUGGAGAAAGUGGACUUGUGUGUGUUUCUCCAUGACCAGGGAUUGCUAUGUUAGAUUCAUGUCUGCACACACAUACACUGGCCCUGCGAAAUCCUCUGCCUGGAUCAGGACAACAUGUUCUGCAGAAUCUAAACUUCCAUUCCAGUUCAUUUCUAGCCCUUGCGGCUUUCACAAAACUCCUCCCAAGGUGAACUGACCUAUAUCCCAGGCAGCGCCGUCUGCCUGAGUCUGCAGGCAUUUCUUGCCUUGUUUAAUUGUUCAAUUCUUUUUUCUCCCCUGGCAUCUCUGUCAAUGUAGUGCUGAGUCCUGCCUCCUCUGCUCUGGGUCUGGAUUAACAUAGACCUCUGAUAACACAGUGUCCCGCCCAUGUUAGUCAUAGAAACUUCCCAUUGAGAGAUAUUAGGGCUGGUGAGAACUAGGGUGAACAGAAGUCCUGAUUUUAUAGGGACAGUCCUGAUAUUUGGGACUUUGUCUUGUAUAGGCUUCUAUUAACCCCCACCCCCAUCCCGAUUUUUCACACUUGCGGUCUGGUCACCCUAGUGGGAACGUGUUAGAAAAUCCUCUCCCUGUUAACCACAGGGUAAAGUCAAGUGUCAGACACCUUAGAGUUUGCAAAGAAAUUGUGUCUCCUGCACAUUUUGCACUCCAUGAAAGGACCCUAGAUUCUAUGUCCCUGGCCUGCCAUUUUUUUUUAAUAGACCAGACACAAGAUGAGAGGCAGAAGAUUGUGUCUGAAUUUCAGCAACUGUGGCAGUUCCUGGAGGAACAAGAGCAACUCCUGCUGGCCCAGCUGGAGAAGCUGGACAGGAAGGUUGUAAAGAUACAGAAUGACAAUGCCAGUAAACUCUCUGAGGAGAUUUCCCGCCUCAGUGAGCUGAUCAGUGAGCUGGAGGGGAAGGGUCAGAAGCCAGCGAGUGAACUCCUGCAGGACUUCAGAAGCACCGUGAGCGGGUGUGAGGCGGGGAAGUUCCAGCAGCCCAUGGAGAUUUCUCUGGAGCUACAGAAGAGACUCAGUGAUUUCUCCCAAGAAAAUAUUGUUUUAAUGGAGACUUUGAGGAAAUUCAAAGACACUCUGCUAUCUGAACCAGAGACAGGAGCACACAGACAGGUGACGGUGACUCUGGAUCCAGACACGGCUCAUCCCCAGCUCGCCCUGUCUGAGGAUCGGAGACAUGUGAGAUGGGGACACGCCCGGCAGGAUCUGCCCGACAACCCUGAGCGAUUUGACACUGAGCUCUGUGUGCUGGGCUGUGAGGGAUUCACCCUGGGGAGACAUUGCUGGGGGGUGGAGGUGGGGGAUGGGGAAUGCUGGGCUGUGGGGGUGGCCAGAGAGUCUGUGAGGAGGAAGGGCUGGAUCGGUCAUAACCCUGAGGGGGGGAUCUGGGCUGUGCAGUGGUGGGGGUGUCAGUUCCAGGCUCUCACCUUCCCUGAGACCCCCCUGCCCCUGAGCCGGGUCCCCAGAAGGAUCCGGGUUUCUCUGGACUGUGAAUGGGGGCAGGUGGCAUUUUUUGAUGCUGAUAACGAGGCCCCGAUCUUCACUUUCCUGCCAGCCUCUUUCACCGGGCAGCGAAUCCGUCCCUGGUUCUGGGUCUGGACAGGAUCCUGGCUCAGACAGUGUUGCUGAGACAUGGGGGGGAUAUCGCCCUGGAGUCUCACACACCCUUGUCUUUGUGACAUUGGAAGUUUCCUGUUUCCUUCAGGCUUUCUGCCAUGCAGUGCCCACGACCCUGGCGGCCCUGCUAGGUGUCUGCCCUGCCAAAGUAUGGAAAACAGGGGGUGGCUUCUCUACCUCCGCCAAUCUCAUCCACCCAAGGCUUUUGCCGCCGUAUGUCACUGUCCUCUGGCACAGGAGGACUCUGGGAAUUCUGGCUCAGACAGUGCUACUGAGACAUGGUGGGAAUAGGCCAAUGGGCAUGAAAAAAUGGGUGUCUCUAAUCACAGUCAUCCUAGUCUGUGAUACUGGAGGCCUCUCAUCUACCUAGCCUCUGGCUCAUCUUCAUGACCUUGGAGGACACCUGUCUACCCAACCCCAAUAUCUAAUCUCUAUGACACUCCCCCUCCCUCCCUGCAGCCCCAGGGAUGGGAAGGGCUGGGGGGGGGUGAAUAACUCCUGGAGCUGCUGCAGGUGCAUAGGGUUCCUGAGGGGCAUGUGUGGGGCUGCAGGAU
Mauremys mutica (yellowpond turtle) is the source of this 2571-nucleotide messenger RNA. RefSeq names its product tripartite motif-containing protein 15-like. Bases 1073 to 2029 code for a protein of 318 amino acids. The transcript is spliced from 6 exons. The record is from RefSeq and is a predicted model, not a curated record. Gene Ontology annotation, molecular function: protein binding. NCBI's taxonomy places the organism in Eukaryota, Metazoa, Chordata, Testudines, Geoemydidae.